UUUGCAGAAGACCUAUCACAAAUUAUUCAAGAUUACUGCCGUAUCUCGUUUUCUAAAAGGUUUACACAAUUCGCGGCAGUUCGCUGAGACGCUCUCUCCGAGUAUGGCAGACUACGAUUCUCUUAAUCAGAGUGUAUACGAUGAUUUUAAUACUUCCGAGUUUCAAGUGUCAGAUUGCCCAACCAAGGAAACUGAUUUUACCACAAGUAAAAAUAUCGCUUUAAUAUUUUUUGGUAUCAUCGGCAUCGUUGGUAAUGGAACAGUCUGUAUUUUCGUUCUUUGUUCUAAAACACUACGAAAAAAGUUUACUUACAAGCUGAUCUGCAAUCUAGCUUUAGCCGACUUCGUUGCAUCUACGUACAUUAUUCCACAACCAGUAAUAAAAUACGAACACAAUCUACAAUAUGAAAUACUUUGUCGCAUCCAUGGAUCUAGCUUUCCUCUAUGGGCGAGUUUUGUUGCUUCGGGGAUCUGUUUGCUGAUAAUCACACUGGACCGAUACUGGGCUAUUGUCUAUCCAUUGAGAUACAUCAGUAUUUCGACUUCCCGCUUCAAGACCAAAUUGUACCUAGCUUUACCGUGGGUUUAUGGUAUUUUAUUCCAAAACUUUUGUGUAUACACCGUUAAAGUUGACGAAUGCGGAUAUUGUGUAUUAGCAGACACUGACCGAGUUUCAAUGGGUAUCAUUGGAUUCUGUACAUUCACGUUCACGUAUCUUCUACCGAUAAUAGUCAUCCUCUUUCUCUAUCAAAGAAUUCUUACGAACUUAAGAUCCAUGAAAGCGAGCAUGAAGAGUUUCAGUCAACGGGGAGUGGCGAAAUCCCUGUCAAAAACUCAUAAUAAACUCGUUAAAAUAUUUUUGUUUAUUGCGAUAUUUUACACUGUCACAUGGGCUCCUGAUCAAAUCAUGUUCUUUGCUUACACACUAGGAGCAUCUGUGUAUAAAGGAACUGUGUAUAAUGAAGUCAUAGUCUUAAUGGCGUACAUGAAUAGUAUAAUGAAUCCUUUUGUUUAUGCAUACAGCAAUGAUAAAUUUCGAAAUCGCGUUUGCAUCUGGCGUAGAGGUAAGCAGAGUGCUAAGUCAGAUAACAUGUCCACGAGGAAUACACAUCUAGAUAGCAGCAGAGUCUCGAUGUCCGUCAUUGCAUCUCCUGUAAAUUCAAAUAUAAACGUAUCGCAAAUGUCAUUAGCAACUACAAUCUCAAAAAUACAAGAUUCGCAUUCGCCUCAAAGUAUUGACGAAUCUGGUUGACCAACUGAACACUUUUCGAAAUAAAAGCAAACAACGUAAAUAUAAUUUUUGCAAGGACUAAACAAAAGCAGACACCAUGACCUCGUGUAGACCUGUUUUAAGUUCUCUAAAGUUAGUUUACAUUAGUGGUGAGAACGAAGGCAUGGUAAAAUGUAAAAUUUAGUAUGUAAUUAAAAUCUGGUAGGGCCUAUGUAAUUUCGUAUUGUUUGAUGCAUUCAUGUGUAAAAUAAUAUAGCCCUAGCGUGUGGGAAUUAUGUAAAAGCACGUGGCACAGAGUCCAGUCGAAAGAUCAAUGCCGGGAAUGGAAUACUCGCUAGAAUGUAUCCACAUUCUCUCUCUACUCAAGAAUAGGCCUAGACAUUUUCAAAGUUGGCGUAAUGAUUUGCUCCAGUACUAAACAAAAACAGCUCCAUGUCCAAACGUAAGACCUGUUCUGAUUUCUCUUAAGUUAUUACAUUGAUGGUGUGAACCAAGACAUGGUAGAAUGAAAACAUUUGGCAUGUAAUAUUGUAUUGUUUGAAGCAUUCAUGUGUAAAAUAAUUAUGUAAAAGCACGUGGCACAUAAGUAAAGCUGUACUUCCAGUCGAUAUCAUUGGUCAUGGAAUUGAUUACUAAGAGUCCUCAAAUGUACUAAUAAUCUCAGGGGUAAGACUCUGAAUCCACAUUCUCUCUCCACCAAACAAUAGACAUUAUUAGUUCAAAUUUGGCGCAAUGAUUUGCGCCAGGACUAAACAAAAACAGCCACCAUGCCCCUGUAUAUAAGACCUGUUCUGAUUUCUCGUAUGUUAGUGUACAUUUUUCUAGUGGUGUGAACAAAGACAUAGUAGAAUGUAAGCGUUUUUAAUGCAAUUUUAUUGUUUGAAGCAUUCAUGUGUUAAUUAUUAAAGAGUUGUGAUGUGUAUGACCAAGUCCACAGUUUGAAAGAUAUACUGGCAGGUAAAUAUAAUAAUACCACAUACAUUAGGCAUAGACUUUACAUUCACCCAAUUUAGAAACAGCCGUACCUUUACAAAAUAGACAAGGCCUAACGCUUCAUUACAACAGCGUUCACUAUUUAUUUCAAGACCGUACAUUUAAUAUAAAUACCUUGAAUCUGAAACUUGUUAUUACCACUACCUUGAAACCUUGGCCUAUAUAGACAUUUACAUUGGAUUGUAUAAUACAAUCUGCUUUCUCGGGUAAUACUUUCGCAAUAAACUACAUAGUAUUAAUGGGUAAGACUACUAUAUUGUGUGUGGUUGUAAUCCCACACUCGUCUCUAUUGGUAAUGUAGUCUUUUAAAUAUGUUGUUGCUUGUAUAAUGUUAUAUUGUCUGUGAAAUAAAUAAUAAAAUUCAAUUUUGUAAUUAA
This is a messenger RNA of Anneissia japonica, 2601 nucleotides long. Its product is annotated as trace amine-associated receptor 1-like. Gene Ontology annotation, cellular component: membrane. Bases 104 to 1252 code for a protein of 382 amino acids. Gene Ontology annotation, molecular function: G protein-coupled receptor activity. The transcript has a single exon. The record is from RefSeq and is a predicted model, not a curated record. NCBI's taxonomy places the organism in Eukaryota, Metazoa, Echinodermata, Crinoidea, Comatulida, Comatulidae. Gene Ontology annotation, biological process: G protein-coupled receptor signaling pathway.